AACCCAAGCUCCCCCCUCUCUUAUAUCUAUAAAAGCUCUCAUAUGCUCCCAAACCCAUUGCAUCAAAGCAGCUACAAAGCAUAGAUACUCUCUCCUUUUCUUUCUCUCGAUUUUAACUGUUGCAUCAAUUUGUCUUCACUAUGUCAAGAGUCCCCGAGCCACUUACUGUUGGGAGAGUUAUAGGAGAGGUGGUGGACAAUUUCACCCCAAGUGUCAAAAUGACAGUAACUUACAACUCCAACAAACAAGUUGCCAACGGCCACGAGCUCAUGCCUGCUGUCAUUGUUGCUAGACCUCGGGUUGAGAUUGGCGGUGAGGACAUGAGAGCUGCUUACACAUUAAUCCUGACAGAUCCUGAUGCUCCAAGCCCUAGUGAUCCGUACUUGAGGGAACAUUUGCACUGGAUGGUUACCGACAUUCCCGGUACUACUGAUGCUUCUUUUGGGAGGGAAGUUGUUAGCUACGAGACUCCAAAGCCAACAGUGGGCAUCCACAGGUACGUGUUCAUACUGUUCAAACAGAGAGGAAGGCAAACAGUGAGGCCACCAACUUCGAGGGAUUACUUCAAUACCAGGACGUUUUCACAAGAGAACGGUUUGGGACUCCCAGUGGCUGCCGUGUACUUCAAUGCCCAGAGAGAAACUGCUGCAAGAAGAAGAUAACUUCAGCAGCUCUCUCACCGUAGUUCAUACAUAUCAAAAGCUCGUUUCCUCUGCUUUCAAAAGGGCAAACAAGAAAGAAAGAAAUGCGACUGUCAACAUUCAACAUUUAUCUCUCCUGGAUUUAGGGUUUGACACGUAUGUUUGUGUUUUCAGAUUUUUCUGUCAUGGUAUUUUACUUUUGUGAUCUUGUACUGUUGUGUGUGAGCCACUGCUAGGCGAGGGAGACUGUUCUUUCAUGUAAGAAAACUAGGUUUCGCUUGUCCGUGCACCCAGCCCAUUUUGCAGUUCAUUGAACAGUUGUCUGAUUUGAUUGGGAUGCACAUAGCAUCAGAGAUGUACAUACCUCUGGUGGGUACGUGGCAAGUUAUAAAAGUCUGUACUAAAAUGAUCGUGAGGUCCCCAAACCACUCGAUCUGUCAUGGGAAUAACAGAAACUAGGACGGGGUUAAGGCCUUCUUUAUCUGAGUA
Messenger RNA from Theobroma cacao (cacao), 1130 nucleotides. It is a transcript of the gene BFT, whose product is annotated as PEBP (phosphatidylethanolamine-binding protein) family protein. Gene Ontology annotation, biological process: vegetative to reproductive phase transition of meristem; flower development. NCBI's taxonomy places the organism in Eukaryota, Viridiplantae, Streptophyta, Magnoliopsida, Malvales, Malvaceae. The record is from RefSeq and is a predicted model, not a curated record.